UUCCUCCAUAAAGUAGACAUUUAAAUAUGCUCAUGUUUCUGGACUAUACAUAAAAUUGCAUUUUGCAAGAUGAAUUUUAUAUUAAUUUAUAUAUUCGGAAGUUUAUUGGAGUGCUACAAAGGAUUUAAGAUUGAGAACGGCUACAUAGGCCAACAUUGUCGCGAUGGAUACAAGCCUGUGGCUUGGUGGUACUUAUACAAGCAUCCAGCGGGCGUGGUCCAUCCAAGCGGACAGAACUUCAGCUUCUUAACGCCUGACACGGGGGGCCGGUGGAUACAGUCGCUUUAUGGCAUCUUGGAGGCCGAUAUGCUGAGUAAAACUUUGAUGCCCGACUACAAGCAGCGUUCAUACAUGGACCGCGGUGGCAGAGCCAUGGUCAUAUUCGAGUCUCGUCACGGCGCGCCCGGGACUUCGGCGCGCGGGGUCGUGAUGGCAGAUCAGGAUGGCGGGUUUCUGCUGACGCAUACCGUGCCCGGGUUUCCGCAGAAAUCCAGGUCACUUCCCUUGUUCCCAUUCGAUGAGCUGAAAAGCGGACACUUACUAGCUUGCAUCUCUCUGGAUUUCAGCGCUCUGAACAAGGUGGCUCGAGCCAUAAAAGAGGUCGCACCGAACAUCACAUACUCAUACAUGCCCAAAACGCUGGCUCAUCUACUACCGGAAUGGAACUUCGACAGACCUUUCCCGACUCUUUCUCCCUUCAGGCUACGGCCAUCGAUAUAUUCUCUUAUGAAUAGAAUGGGGGAGAUUCCUCGGCCCUUAGAGGCUCCGUUCAACAAUGGUCCUUUAGAAGCGGUGUUGGUGGCCAGGCCGCCGGGAGUGAAGAGUUGUAUCUACUCUUCGUUUGCGGCGAGGCAAUUAGUCAUGCUGAAUGUGUAUGGACAAUCACGAAGCACGUUUCUUACUACGACGUGCAGUGAGAGCUUUGGCGUCCGCAACAUUGACUCGAUCUCCUUUAAAUACGAAGGUGACGAUGGGCCCUCAGGUCCUGUCUACUACGUGCCGACCAACAGCACCGACUAUACCUGGUUCGCAGUCAGCGCGGCGGCACAUUGGCAGCAACGAGGCAAGGGCCCGCAGCAGUUCUGGGUGUGCACCAGCCUGGUGGAUAAGGAGGAUGUGAAGGGAGAAGGGGGUUUGUUGUUGUGUUUGCAGAAUUACAAUUUGUGGGUGGCGUUUGAUAACUUGAAGGUUGCUGAGCCCUCUUGCGAUUAGCGAUUAAACUUUACCUGUCAGGCAUUAU
This is a messenger RNA of Cydia fagiglandana, 1240 nucleotides long. RefSeq names its product deoxyribonuclease-2-alpha-like. Gene Ontology annotation, biological process: apoptotic DNA fragmentation. Gene Ontology annotation, molecular function: deoxyribonuclease II activity. The record is from RefSeq and is a predicted model, not a curated record. Bases 70 to 1212 code for a protein of 380 amino acids. The transcript has 5 exons. NCBI's taxonomy places the organism in Eukaryota, Metazoa, Arthropoda, Insecta, Lepidoptera, Tortricidae.